This is a messenger RNA of Varroa destructor (honeybee mite), 11931 nucleotides long. It is a transcript of the gene HDAC4, whose product is annotated as histone deacetylase 4. Gene Ontology annotation, biological process: epigenetic regulation of gene expression; negative regulation of transcription by RNA polymerase II. Gene Ontology annotation, molecular function: histone deacetylase activity. The record is from RefSeq and is a predicted model, not a curated record. Gene Ontology annotation, cellular component: histone deacetylase complex. Lineage: Eukaryota; Metazoa; Arthropoda; Arachnida; Mesostigmata; Varroidae.
GCGGCAGCCGGUGGUCGUCGCGCUACUAAUGGCAACCGUGCUAGUGACGUCCACGCAACUGCAAAGGCGGCAGCAGUUGGAAGUGGCCCUCGGUGGCGGUACGGCCGUGCUCUUCUACCCGAUGCUUCGCUCCCCUCUACUGGACUCCGCGUCUGUCGUUUUCGCCUGCGAGUGACCGAGAGCAAGCGCGAGUAACAGAUUGGCAACAACAAACCCAGAUAAGUGAACAGUUUGUGUGCGACGGGUCGCGCCAGCGCUAGAGAUGGUCGGCGACGUGGAGAAACUGAAAACUUAGCGCGUUGAAACGGAGCGCCAGCAUUGCGUGCUCACUAGGUUGUUACGGCUGGAGUGACAGCGACGCCGCUGCUACUUUUAGCCGACUAGUGGAUUGUUCCAAGACGAAAGCCAGCGAGCCCAGCUAAGUUGAAUCAGCUUUAAACGCAGUUAUAUGCAGCUUUCAUUGUCGUUAGUGAACAGCACAGACUCACUUUCCUCGUAGCUUGUGGCUGUGCAUGAUAUCGUGCAGGACAGUUAGUGGGCCAGCCAACCGACUCUGGAGUAUAAAGCAGCAGGCAAGAAAUUCGUCUAAACGGCGGGAGUAAACAAUGGCAACUCAAUAAAUUCUCCGGCUACCACUGCCACCGAUAUGAGCAUGACACUUGACUAUAUCAACUGCAUUCUAAGUCAAUAGACAACGACACCAAUAUGAGCUGGACGUACUUCUACGAGACGCCAUUGCUAAAUAGCGUUUCGUGGACCGCGUCGCAGAUAUAGCAGUUGUCGCCGUUACUACUAAUGCGAUUGCUAGGGCUCUACGAUCGCAGCAAAUUCAAUUUCACGAAACAAAGGUCGGCAGAGUAGCGGGAGUCAGUGGUACUUUAAUGCUGUACAUCCAGCCUGUUAGACCGCCAUGGUCGGUGGUGGCGUGUUGUCAGGAGUUCGCUGCUAAGUGAACUUGAAGCCGGACCUUUGUCGUUGUCAAAUAACUACGACCUCUCUUCUUUUCGGGUAGCCACAGUUAGACGUUGCCAUAUAUUAGUUGCUGUAUCAACCUGCGAAAAAGGUCUGGGGUCUAGAGGCGGUGCUUCCCAAAAAGGCCCGAAUAAAAAGGAACAGUAUUCGUAACGGACGGAACAGCUAAGGCAAAACACCAGAACGUGUGUGACCGCCGCUGCGAAACAGCCCAGAGAAGCCAAAACAUGAACGAACAUCGAAUGACAGAUAGAAUCUUGAAAAAAAAAAAUGUAAACGAAAUACAUGAAAAACCAAAUCUAGGUAGACAAACAGAAACAAUCAUUCAGGCAGGGACUAUAUAUUAUUGAUGUUGUUUUUGUUGAUAUGGCGCAGCACGACAAACACGCUGCUCUGUCGUCCCGUGGUCGAUGCUCGAAAUCUACAGAGACACUACCGUAAUUUCUGGCUAAUUACCUGAACAGCGAAAGCAGGUUUUAUUUGGUUUGUAGCGGUACGUUCGUACGACCCGUGCAUAUCUGCUGAUGCCACUGAUCAAAUGAUGUUGUGUUAUACGACCAUUCACUGCGUUUGUUCUAUUGUCGUAGCAGUAGGAUAAUUUCCAGUGAGAAGUAUUGCUAUUGUAGAAAAUUAGAGCGCCACACAAUGCCCUGGCUGGGCAUUGUUGAGUUCCAGGAAAGUGUACACUAUAAACUAUAUUAUAUAUAGUUGGAAGUCAAGAGUAACGGACGCCGCAGUAGCGGUCUGCCAAUCGGUCAUUAAAUUUUUUAAACUUUGGGAAACGCCAACGUAGUUGUUACGUUACGAGUCGCGACUACAAGUCAGAUAUGUAGUUAGAGAAGCAAUAGAUAAAAAUUGUCUCGGGCAGAAUCUGUGUAUCUGUGGCGUUACCUAGAACGCGCAGCGGCAACAUUCACAUAUAGUUUGGUGGUCACAGAACAAUAGCCAUCUCGCUUUAUUAUUCCAGCCAAGCUGUUAGCGACGAGACGCGAGCGCAAACAGCUGGCGUACUCUAGCGGGGCAAGUUUACGUUAGCGUUUCCGUAACGGCUAACGCUAUCGCUACGAUGGCUACACUGUUGACGCUAAAACUGCGGCAACCAACAAGGACAGCCAAUAUUGGCAGUGCGCACAAAUAGGCGUCGAAAACGUCACGCAACCAGCUUUCGAAUCGGGUUGACAUACGUUGGCGGCCGGCGCCAUGACCGCCGCUGGUGAAAACAGCUUCUUGUUCUUUGCGGUGAAAAGUUCUCCUAGGCGAAGAGGCGUCAACGUCAACUCGAGCGGAUCAAUCAUGCCGUGAGCAGACUCGUAUCCCAGCAAUGACGGCGGUGCCAGAAGUAAGGUGCUGCUUAGAACAAAGCAGUCGCGUCAUCAAUGCGUCGUCCAUGGCCUAAACAUACGUAGUGAAUGAAACAGUAUCGCAAUAACGGCUGUACAAAAGAGAGCAGUGAAAGAUUUGUAUGGUUCACUAGCUGCCGUUACAAAUGUUCAACUGUACACAAUAGGUGUAACCCAGUUAGCGACAAAAGGCAUACAGCGAAAACCUGUGAGCGUCCAAGUUGAUCUAAUAACGGAAGUGCUCGCCAACAAAAAGAUGAAAGAAAUCAUCAGUGCUACGCUGAGGAAGUUGCUGGAACGAUUCUUUUUAUAGCAAGAUCACCGUAGGAAUAGGACCUUACGGGUGACAAUCAGCCGAUGAUCAUCGUAACUAACGGCAUCUUUACAAGCGCUACUAAAUGUCGCACCAUUAAGGAGGACCCCAUUCGAUAGACGAUAACAGCAGCGCCAAUACGGAGAGAGAUACGGUGAAGACAUUCGAAUGAAGAUCGUAGAAUGACGUACAAAGCAAGAGCCUUCGCUACAGCAUCUGCGAUGACCUGUCCGUAGCUGAUUGUCAUUUGCAACAGCCAGUCUUUCUCGUACUCUUCAACCGUCGUCAUUGCGCUCACAGCGGCCAGAGUCCGAAGAGUCAUUAUCGUCCUGCCAUGCUCCUCGCAACGGCACUCUAUCCACGGUCGAUUUAGGCGAGAGAAAAGACAACGGCCGCCGCCGCCGCCGCCGCCGCCGCCGCUACCACAAAUCGAGUCGAAUACGAACGAGCGACAUCGCGUAACAUUCACUCACUAUUACUACGACUACGACGCCACCGUCGCCUCCUCCGACGACAACAACUAGGAAGAUGGCUGCGCAAGGGAUAUGCAUUGACAACAGACAAUAAAAACGUUAGCGGCAUAAACAGCCUUGGCCGCAACCGAAGCGCAACUCGUAGCAGGAAAGCGCGAACUGCAACAACGUCUAGCAUUCUUUUUUCUAGGAAUACGACGAGGACGUCGUUUAGUAAGGUAGCGUUUAGUGUGUUGACAUUAGGAAAAAUUGGCAACACGAGUCUAUUGCUGUUACUAAAGGCCGAAUCCAUCCAAUCAACCCCCCUUUCAAGAGGUAACGGGCGAGAACAUCGAAGAAGAGAAAGAGAGAGAAAGCGAAAGAGAGACGCGCAGUCAGCGAGAGCGGUGGGUAUUAUAAGCAACAGAAUACGAGGAAAUAGCGAAAUGUUUUAAAACGAGAAGGAAACGCGACAAGGUUGUGUGUGUGCGUGUCAACUCGAGGCGUGUUUGUGAAACGGGCGCACGUCAACGUGUGCAAGUAUCUACUAGCUGACAAACUCCAACAAAGUAAACGAACUAAGGCGCGAGCGAUCUCCCAUUAAGAAGGCAACGGGACGCCAUGCGACGCGGGGAGAGCUCCGGCGAAGCAACAGACGCCGAACACUUCUAUUACUACCACUACUAUGACGAGUCGGUCACGACAGUGAACUCGCGUAGUGGCCGCUAUAGGAAGGCGCAAGAGGGAAGCAAGCAACGUAUCUCUGUGAAGCGUUGGGUCUUGCACAAACAGUCAUAGUCGCAGCUAUCUGGGGAAGAGUUCCAGAUUGUGGAAAGCGCAGAAAAGACAAUGCUCGGUAUUAUCGCGGACGGGGAGAUGAGGAACCCGUUUGAAUAGUUGUUCAAGGCAUGUCCAAAAAAAGUUUUCGAAAGCAACGCGAAGCCCGAAGUGUCCCAUCAACUUGAAUCGACAGUUCGUUGACGAGUAUCUGCAAAGUAUAGUGCCUCAUUAUUACAAAUGUAUAAGGAUCUUUUAUAAUUGUUGUUGCUCCUGCUGCUGCUACCGCGGAGGUGAUGUUACCCCCCACCGCCGCCGCCGCCUGCAAAUCGUAUUCGUCCUGAAAACAACCGUAUCAUAAUGAAACUCUUCCCGUACAACCUAACAGGAGAUAGUUGUCGCCUCUCGAACGCUGCUAUUUCGUCGUAUACCCUCGUCUACGCCUUCAGCUGUUUUUGACAAAGGAAUAAGGAAAGGUUGUGAGUGUCAAGAAAGACCACCGAAAAAAAAGAACGAAGGAGAGAAAGAUAGCGGCUUCCAGAAGUCUUCAAGAAAACUAGGACCUUACGCUACUGCUGUUUCUACUCGUACAUGCUACAUUGUGGGUGGCUAUUGUGUGUUUUCUGUGUUUGUUGUGUAUUAGUGAACGGAAGUGUAUAUAAGGAAAGAAAUCUAUAUACGUCAUGUAAAUAUAGAUCAAUUCUCUAUAUUCAUUGGGUCAGCAUUGUCCGUCGGGAACGUGACACCUACUAUAAGUUCUAAGUUCUACGACAACUAUUCUUAUACAACACCUCUUAUCGACGUUGCCUUGAGGCUUUGUUGCCAGUUGUCUUUUAUUUCCACGAUAAUAAUAACAAUGAUAUGAAUAAUAAUGCUUAUAAUAAUACGAUAAAGUGUAGGUGAUGCCAAAAAGGUCGAGCAUAAGAAAUCGAAGCAAGACAAAUAAGAGCCGCGCAACGUAAAGAACGGUGCUUUACCAGAACCGAAUACACUGAAGGCAGGGGUGAAAAGUCUGAUUAGGAUCAACAGGUCUGGGGUUGACUUCGGCUUGAUGACGCAGCCGUCAGCGAUCACAACGGUCGGGGUAUCGCGUAAUAGCAAAAAUACAACGUAGAUGAUGACGACAGCAGCGGCUGCUGCAGUCGCAGUAAAAAUUCAAGACGCGGCUGCAAAAGGCGCGACUGUGUGACCCGUAACAAAUGAAGUGGCGUUUCACGGCAGAUCUACAUUUCUAUAGAUAUACAAAAAAUAUUUAAGUACAUAGGUUAAUAGUGUUAUCAAUGUGUUGUCGUCGUCUUUAUUCUGUUUCUUUGUGAAAGUGUGUUCUUGGAUCGUCUCGACGCCUCGGGAGUGACAACGGUCGAAGUGGAAGCCCAUGAUCGAUGAGGAUCAAUAAUACGUUAACGGUUAUUGUUUAGUGAAAGAAGGCCAUUGCUGAAAAAAUAGGGUACCCCUUACCUAUCGCUGGUUCUGCCCGGUGCGAGGCACCGCUGUAGCAGCAAAGAAAACUGCCCGGGGGUUUAUAGUACAGCGUCGAUUGGUCUUUUUUUAUUUGCAUAUAAACUUUUGCCAGGAGAAGCAAAGUCGACAAUGUCUUGUGCGAUUGCUGGCUAAGUCCUCUCAUCAAAACAGGAAAAGGAACAGGGAAAAGUCAUAUAUUGGUAUACAGUGGCACAUCAUCACCUCAGUGAUUUGUAUCGCGCUCAGUGACCACUACUUAGUGGUUCGUAACCCUUAUAAACUCCUCCGUUGAAGAUGAUGCUGGCGAUCGAAAUGGAGUAAUUUAUAAUUACGCGAUGAUGACGAAGAAUCUACGACACCAAAAUGAUGAUUGGUAAGUCAAACGGCACCGUCGGAGUGCCGAGUGUUGCGGGACCUGUGGAAAUUCUCAAGCGACCGUCGUGGGGAGUUGCCGGAGUUAACGUGACCGGGAUCGGGAGCGCUCUUACUCCCGUACCCCUGGUCACAACUGAAAGUGCCACUGUUAACGCCACGACGACGACGGAAAGUUGCCAUAUGAGUGGAGCAGUAGGCGACAUAAAUGAUGGCGGCGGAACUGUAGACGGUGAAGCAGCACCACUUAGCGCCGGACCAGCGACUGGGUCCAUGUCAGGGCCCCGACCAUUACCAAUGGACUAUUCACCCUUCUCCAACUCGAACUCUCCGCCCGUGACGCAGUCAAUUAUGCCGCUUAUUGAGGAGAGUGAAGCUGUGUUAACCGUGUCUCCCUCGGGAAGCGAGCCUCUACGUCCAUCUGUCGCGGGCGUUACGGGCCCCGGCGGUACCGGCGUUGUUGCAGGUGCAAACAAAAUCGUCGUGCCACUCCUGGAACUCCAGCAACAACUUGUCGCCAUGAAACAGGAACAACAAUUACAACAGCAACUCCUUUUGCAGAGUUAUAGACACCAGCAGAGGCAGCUGGCGCAGCAGCACGAAAUGCAACUGCAGGAACGCGUUCGGAUUACUUCUUACUUCCAGAUGUACCUCGAGCAACAGCAGCAGCAGCAGCAGCAGCAGCCGCAGGAAACUGCGGUUGCGGCCGCGGCAAAGUCGCGUGAGCUUGAGCGUCAGGCUCAAGCGCAGGCGCAACAUCAACAGCAGCAGGAAAAGGACAACAACCAGGGAGGCCUAAGCGGACAGCAAUCAACAACCCGGAAGGAAUCACCAGGCCCAGCCGGGGUCGGUAGCGCGCCUGCUACGAACAGCUCUUGCAAAAAAGAUGUCACGUCGGUAGGUUCAGCAGGGCCUUCCUCUAGCCAAAGUGGGAAAACGAGUCAACCCCAACUACAAAGGACCGGUAGUGGCGGUGUGUCAGCAGAGGUGAAACAAAAGCUGGCCGAGUUCGUGCUCGCUAAGAAGCAACGGGAAGCUGCCCAGAACGGGGUUGCCCUACGCCAUCCGUGGGCUCAGCGUCCACAGAUGUCGCUCGAUCAGUCUUCACCACCACCGGCGAACGGAAGGCCAGGCGCGAGCUCUGUGCCUGGCAAGAGCGACUUCCCUCUCAGGAAAACCGCGUCCGAGCCCAACCUCAAAGUGCGCUCUGUGCUAAAGCAGAAGGUGAUGAACAGAAGUUCACCACUGCUACUUCGACGUCGCGGCGAAAAGCUCAUCCGAAGGAGGAUACCGGUUUCUCUAGACAGUCAGAGUUUUGUGUCUACUAGUGAAGGGUCACCACCGAGUGCUGCAUCCGCGCACUCAUCCCUUCAUUCGUCGUUUGGUUCAUCGAAUGGGACGCCUAUCUCAGAGGAGCUUGGACCACCGGGCGUACCAAGUAUUGCCGCCCUUGUUCCGGGGGCGUCAUCAGGUGCCCCAAAUCAGCAGACACCCAAUCAAAGUGCGUGUUCGGUUUUAACUUCGGGUGGGCAAAUUCUUGAACAAUCGAUGCUGUAUUCGUCGCCAUCCAUGCCGAACAUUUCGCUCGGAAGACCGUCCGCUGCCCAGCCCUCGCCAAUUAUUGACGGGAAAAUGUUGAGCUCGAUGUCGGAAGUCCAAGUGCGUGCCAUGGCUGCCGCCAGACUCGGCCUGCCGCUCGUCUCUUACCAUGUUCUCCAACCUAACUUAGCGUUCUGUUCACAACUGCCUGUGAUAGACGGAGACGUAACGCCGCCGACAAGUCCGGUGUUCGUGCACAGCAGCCAUUUACGCAGCCUCGAGCAGCAGUCUGGCACUGGGGGACUGAUCGGCGUUGGCUUGAUGACUACCUCCCCUAUGGCCACUGCGGUAUCAUCAGCAGCCGGUACCACAAGCAGCACCGCAGUAAACGGAGUUAAUGUCACGAGCGUCGUUGGCGGUAACGAAUCGACCGCAAGUCAGGCUCGACUUCAACGGUCGAUCCUUCGACCGCUCGGCCGUACCCAAUCGGCACCAUUACCACUCGGCCACCCGCUACUUCAGUCCCCUGCCGCCGUUCAGAAGCUUACCCUUCACCAGCAGCAACAGCAGCAGCAGCAGCAUCAGCUAAUUAAACACCAUAUUCGGCAUACAGUGCUUACUCGUGCCAGCAGUAAAAGCAACGUCCUUGGCCAGGUCCCGGAGCAGAGUUCCGUCGUCGAGGAAAACGAGGAAAUGAAUCAGGACGAUGACGAUGAACAAAUGACUAUAGCGACAAGCGAGAUCUUCACCCAGGCAACAAUAACAGCAGCAUCCCCAACGACGAUGUCACCGUCGCCGCCGUCAUCGUCGUUAACGGCGGCAGCCAAACGUCUAAACGUCACAACAGGAACAGUGACAACAACGAGUGACGCGUCGGCGACAAUAUCAGUCACCGGCAGAGGCAGCCACACUGCUUCUCAACAGCCAGGCACGACACCAGCAGCAGGCGCCACAACGCCGUCGAUUACUUCGUCGUCAUUAGCGUCGGCGUCUCCCGGCGUGACGCCAUUGACAGUGGAUGACGAGGCCAGUGAACAGAAGCAACAGCCUUCGGUGAUUCAGCGGCAAAGAUUGUGUAGUGAAUCAAGCAGUAAACACCAACUCCGUCGGUUAUCCCGGACGCUGAGUUCACCGCUAGUCUCAUUGGAGAGGAUUUCCAGUCAGGGCUCGUCGAGCGCCUUCCAGACACUGCAAAGCAAUCCCCAGGCGACGGCUCUGGUGUACGAUAGCGUUAUGCUAAAGCACCAAUGCGUGUGCGGACACUUCUCAGAGCACCCGGAACACGCUGGCCGACUGCAGAGCGUCUGGGCGCGUCUGCAGGAGACGGGGCUCGUCGCUCGAUGCGUGCGACUGCGCUCCCGCAAAGCCACGCUCGACGAAUUGCAGCUGGCUCAUUCCGAGGCCUACACUCUUUUACUCGGCACAAACCCGUUAAACCGUCAGAAGUUGGAGUUCGAGAAACUCGAGUUGCCGUUAAAGAGCUUCUUGAUGCUACCCUGUGGGGGCGUGGGGGUAGACCUAGACACAACGUGGAACGAGCUGCAUACGGCGGGUGCCGCCCGCAUGGCAGCGGGCUGUGUCAUCGAACUCGCCUGCAGAGUGACCGCGGGGGACGUCAAGAACGGCUUUGCUGUGGUGCGUCCUCCCGGUCAUCACGCCGAGCAUCAGCAAGCGAUGGGUUUUUGCUUCUUCAAUUCACUGGCAGUCGCCGCCAAGAAAGCCCAGCAGCGUUUCAACCUCGAACGAAUUCUUAUUGUCGACUGGGAUGUGCACCAUGGCAAUGGGAUUCAGCAAAUCUUCUACCGAGACCCACGUGUCCUUUACAUCUCCAUGCAUCGCCACGAUGAAGGUAAUUUUUUCCCGGGUACAGGUGAUCCGCACGAAAUUGGCGAAGAAGCAGGUCGAGGUUUCAACGUGAACGUAGCUUGGAGCGGUGGCCUGAACCCGCCUAUGGGCGACGCGGAAUAUCUGGCCGCAUUCCGGUCAAUUGUGAUGCCAAUUGCCAGGGACUAUAGGCCUCAACUUGUGCUCGUGGCCUGUGGCUUUGAUGCGGCCAAAGGACACAAAACAACUCUAGGAGGAUACAACGUUUCAGCGGCUUGUUUUGGUGCUAUGACGCGACAGCUAAUGUCGAUAGCAAAUGGAAAAGUGGUACUGGCACUUGAAGGCGGUUACGAUUUGCCAUCCGUAUGCGACUGCUCGGAGGCCGUCACCCGAGCCCUACUUGGCGAAGAGCUCUGCUCACAGGUUUCCGAGGUAGAAUUAACCCGCAAGCCAGUGGCCUCCGCUAUAGAGACACUCAAAAGGACAGCUGUUAUUCAAGCACCAUACUGGCCGUGCACGAAGCAAUGGGCGGCUACCAUAGGUUGCUCGUCCUUAGAGGCGAUGCAGUUAAGUAAGGAUAGCGAAGACACCGUUACAGCUAUGGCGCUUUUAUCUGUGGCCAGGCAAGGUAGCCCUGAUAAUCGCAGCAAAUUUGAAGAACCAAUGGACCAGGACAAGUCCAAUAUGUAACGAAGGGUUGUUCCCGAAAUUCCUUUAUCGUAAAAUUUCCUGGAACCCCACUAGAAUAACGAGAAGUCGCAUCGCUCCUCUCCGUCCCCGAUACUCGGUAUCGAACCCCGGGAUAAAUAGUGCUAGUAUUCAGCACGAGCAUAUAAAACAGUUACAUCCAAAGGGAAAGCCAAGUCAGCUGUUGGUUAUUAUCUCGUAUAGAAAAAUAUCCAUCCCUUGAGCGUUGCUGAAUUCAACAACAGUCAAAGGAUAAGCAGCACAUUGCUAGACACAGAAUCGAACACGGCAAAAAUGUAAAACCCGUGUAAUCAUGCUAGCGAUAUCAUUGUGAACAUAUUACAAAACCAAAUCAAUUAAAUAGGGCCAAAAAACGAAUACAGGAAAGGUAAUUAGUCCUGAAAACUUCAUUCUGCUCAUGACGAUGCUGGUGAUGAUAAACAAAUAAAAGAUGAUAAUCAUCGUAAUGGUAAUAACGGAUAUGAGGAAUGAGCCUCGUUGAUGAUUAUUAUGCUCAUGAUGAUAUUGUUGGCGAUGUUGUUAAUAUAUAUAUAUAUAUAUAUAUAUAUAUAUAUGCUGACAGGUAAUCGGAAAAACGGAGCGCGGCUUGAGUAGGCCGCUUCAUCUGUUCAUGAGUAACGUCGGUAUCAAUUAUCGAUUAAAAUGGACUGGAUUAUAGCAAGCAUCGGAAAGUUAAAUUUAUAAUUUGUAGAUAAUUAGGUUGCAGCAGCAGAAAAGGCUGUUAAAAUUGGAUUCACUCAGUCAUCGGCUCAUUUGCACUUGUCAGCGGUCUCAUCAAUAUAUCUCAUUACUAUAUUUGCCUGUGAACAAGCAACCUGAAAGGCAACCGAGUGCUGUACCUAAUUACUGCUAAAAUCGAACCGCCCACUGUUAUGUGUCAGAUCUUCUGCCUAUUGUAUCGGAGGUCACUGGAAAAAAUAGGUCUUAGCGUAGCAUUAACACACGAUGAAACCUUGACCCUUUCGGUUCACCCGUGACCUUCAGGAAAUUCCCCUUAAAUCAACAGAAAUGUCGAUGCAGCGGUCUUUUCAAGUGGAUGGAAAGAAAGCUGCCUAAAAAAUUUAACUGUUAGUUAAAAUAUGUUAUUUAAGGUGUACCAUCUCUAACUAUAUGAUACUACCGACUAUUCAAGCCAAACUAAGAAGAUUAAAUGACAAAGAAUUAUAUAUAUAUAUAUAUAUAUAUAUAUAUACAUAAGACUACUAUGUUUUUGUCUCGUGCCAUAACUCAAAAUUAACAAGGAUAAAAAUAUUGAUUAACGCUAACUAGUAAUAAUAAAAACAGUAAAAUAACUGACGUCACCCGGCGACAUCAAAAGCGGCGACAUCGUGUGUGCAAAGUGUUUCUCCAGGCCUCAGCCUUCGUCCAUUACGCGAAUGUGGUCGCAGCUUUCAGCUCGCAUGACAACAACACGACCAGCAACAGUUAAUAUGAAAGCAUUAAAUGAACUGAGACUUUAGGCUCAGGGUUACACGGCCGGGGAUCUCCGUUCUGUAGAAAGGAAAAACUGAUGGAAAUACAAAAAGUGAAAGCUAUUAUAUCGACACAACUACCGGCCAGUCGGAGUACAGCUGCCCUGGAAAAUAUUAUUUUGAUCAGCAGAGUUUUGAGAUUUGGGUGUGGGAGAAAAAAUAAAACAAUAUUAUAAUACUAACUAAUAUCAAAUAGAAGGUGAAGUGUCAGACAUUCCCACUCGUUCGCGACCCGCCGCCCUGUCCACCGAUGACCGAGUGAACCGAACCCACUCGUAUAUGUAUAUACUAUGACGAAUAUGUUGAUAUAUAAGUAUGACAUACAUACGCAGACACAUACACGCACUCGCUCCUGCGGAUUAGAGAAACAGACAUAAAAGCAGAAAGACAAGGCGCAAGAUGCUGCUGAGUUCUAACAAAAAUAUGACAACAUCAAUGACGUGUACAAGGUACCGGCAGCAAACGAUAGCAGACGAUAACGCGCGACAGACAGGACUGACGCAGUCAAACAAAUAGCAAAAUGAUGUUACUAUAUAAUAUAUAAUAUGCAUAUUUGAUUUUUGGCGGGUCGCGUGGCGUGUGAAAGUUGUUCAUUUAAGAGAUAAGAAGGUUAUGAAUAAUAAGUAUAUUUAUACGAUGUUGGUGGAGUUCCCCAGAUGAAUACUAAAUAAAUUUAUCUAUGUUAUUACGACCACACUAUA